AUGGGCCAGGGGGAGUACCUUGUCAAGCUGACGACAUAUGUCACGCCUGAGGAAUACGAUGAAUUGCAAGAGCACGGCAUCGAAGAUGGCGACGAUCUAGCGAACAGGUUCAUUGAAUGGAUGAAAAACGACAAAACCCUCAAAAAGCGGAAUAAGUGUCUCAGGGUCCAGAAUGAACGCUUCGAGGCGCAGUCCAAUGAAAAGGUCCAGGAAGUGCAAGAGUAUGCCAAUUGCGUACAACAGGAUAAUACCAGAUUAGAGGUUCAGGUUAAAAAAUUGACGACCGAGAAAAGCGAAUUGCAGGCUAAAAUGAAAGAAUUAGGCGAGAAAGCGAGAUGCACGGAGAAAGCUAGCCAGUGGGCCGGACGGUGGAGUGACCUUCAAAAAUCAAUCAAUGCAACAAUCCAGGCCGAGAUUCCAGCGGACCAGCAAAUCAUAUCAAUGGAGCUCGUCUGUCGAUCGCUGUUUGAACAUGUCCAAACCAGGGAACCUGUCUCGCCGACAGCGGCCAGACCAAGAUAUUCAUUCUCGGGAGAGAUGAAUUCAAAGGACUAUGGAAAAGGUGCAAAGGCCAUUGAAUCUUUGUUUGGGCGAUUGAAGCCCCGGAACCCCGAGAAAACCAGACUUUAUGAAGAAUUGUCGGACUAUUUCAUCAAAGCCUUUGAUCUCUGGAAAGAGAUGAAAGAUGAGGGCUAUGUGGUCCAGCUUAACUGUAAGCCUUGCCGAGUUUGCAAUUGUGGGUGGCGGGUGCAGCCGAUGCCGGCACAAGAAAAGCUGAAAGAUCCGAAAGUCAUAUGCCUGUUUCCCAAAAUCCGAAUUCAAAAAGACGCUAUGAUGACGGUGGUGGAUGGUCUAUAUGCCCUUCAAGAAAGGAGACAAGGCUCCUCAAAAGCCUAG
This is a messenger RNA of Rhinocladiella mackenziei CBS 650.93, 897 nucleotides long. RefSeq lists its product as uncharacterized. Lineage: Eukaryota; Fungi; Ascomycota; Eurotiomycetes; Chaetothyriales; Herpotrichiellaceae. The coding region runs from base 1 to 897 and encodes 298 amino acids. The transcript is spliced from 2 exons. The record is from RefSeq and is a predicted model, not a curated record.